Molecule: messenger RNA, 1198 nt
Organism: Cuscuta campestris
Lineage: Eukaryota; Viridiplantae; Streptophyta; Magnoliopsida; Solanales; Convolvulaceae
Source: the annotation of a GenBank genome assembly
GAUCAUUGGUAUUGGAUGUAUCGUUAGGUUGUGCCGAGUCAAAUCUGCUCCGUUUUUUUUCCGUUGCAGAAAAGAGAUCCCUUCCCCACGCUGGCUGCAGGUACUAUGGAUCCUCUGACUCCCAAUCGGGUUGCCUUCCCAGGUCUCGCCGGUGUUGCCUGUAGNUGAAAGAAGUAAAAGUAUAGCUUUAUAGAGCAACGCAUUCUAAUUCUAGGCACAGAUCAUUGGUAUUGGAUGUAUCGUUAGGUUGUGCCGAGUCAAAUCUGCUCCGUUUUUUUUCCGUUGCAGAAAAGAGAUCCCUUCCCCACGCUGGCUGCAGUUUCAAAAGUCAAAAGUGGACAAACACAAUCGGAAGGUAAGUAAAUAAUGAAAGGAAUUUCACCAAUCGGGUCAUACGAUUUAGCACCGAUCCCCUCCCAAUUUCGUCUUCUCUCCGAUCUCUUCCCUUCACCAGCACGGCGCUACAAUCUUCACUCCAUUGAUCUCCUUCCCCAAGAAGAAUCCCACGAACGAUUAAUGGCGCAGCCCAUUAAGGAGCCGUGCAAGAAGCAGGCUUGCGAUAUCCAGGCUUGCCUCUCCAAGAACAAUUUCCUCUCCCAGAGGUGUGUAAGAGUUAUUGAAUCCCUUAGAAACUGCUGCGAACAAUGUGAAUACAAGUCAACUCAUUGUGCUUCAUUGUCUGGCCUUUUGAAACAAAUACAAAAGAAGUAGAUGUGAUCCAUCCGGUUUUGGGUUCUCUUUUGUAAGAUUGAAAAGCUUUCUGUAACUAUGCUAGACAAGCUUUCGGUAACUAUGCUAGACAAGCUUCCUUGUAAAUGUUACAUCAGAGCUGCAGAUGACAAGGGAUGGAGUUUUUUUCUGCAAGCAGCUAUUGUAUAAUAUAAGAGUACUCCAUUGGCCCCUUCAUUGCUGCCAUGUUUGACUAGAUAUGGAGUUUAAGAAAAUGAUUUUAAAUUUUGUUAUUAUUUGUCUUUUACAAGUUUCGACAUUGGAGCCAUUUGGGUGGAUGUGAAUAUGGACAUGGAUGUUGCUCAUCGUAUUGGGAUCGCUUGGGCAAAGUGGAAGUUGUAUGCAACAAGAAGAUUUUGGCAAAGAUGAAAGGAAUGUUCUAUGCGGUAGUAGUAAGACUGACUGACUGAGUAUACUAUUAUACUUUACGGAGUAAAGGGCUUGGAAUCAAGAAAAUAUGUGUUCAGUA